Molecule: messenger RNA, 545 nt
Organism: Closterium sp. NIES-67
Lineage: Eukaryota; Viridiplantae; Streptophyta; Zygnematophyceae; Desmidiales; Closteriaceae
Source: the annotation of a GenBank genome assembly
CGGUAUGGGAAUUGAGAAGCUUCCGCUUUCUCAACGCCCGCUGCGCUCUCCUGCUCUCUGCGCCACUUGCAGCACCGCUGCCAGCGCCAUCAGUGGCAGCAGCAGCCUCAGCAGAAGUGGCGCCGAGCGUGGUGGGCCCAGCCGUGACACCCUCGCCCAGAGCAGACGCACGGAGGGGGUAACAGGGGGUAACCUGCACGCACGGAAACUGUGCCUGCGAGGGGAAGUCGGAAGGGGAGGGAGGAGAGCAAGAGGUAAAGGGAAAGGGAGCCGGGGGGAGGGAAGGUACACAAAGGGGGAGCAGGAACGGGAACUGAGGGUGGGGGAGAGAAAGGAGGAGGAGGAGGAGGAGGAGGAGGAGGAGGAGGAGGAGGAGGAGGAGGAGGAGGAGGAGGAGGAGGAGGAGGAGGAGGAGGAGGAGGAGGAGGAGGAGGAGGAGGAGGAGGAGGAGGAGGAGGAGGAGGAGGAGGAGGAGGAAGAGGAGGAGGAGGAGGAGGAGGAGGAGGAGGAGGAGUAAGGAGGAGGCACAACCACAUACCCCUAGG